UUGAAGGACCGGUGGUGGGAAAGAUGGCGGCGGUUCUGGGAUCCUCUGGGUGGUGGCGGCGGUGGUGGUGGCGGGGUUUGUUGACCCGGGAUGGGUCCAGGAUGUUGCUCCUUCUCCUUUUGUUGGGUUCUGGGCAGGGGCCAUGGCAAGUCGGGGCGGGUCAAACGUUCGAGUACUUGAAACGGGAGCAUUCGCUGUCGAAGCCCUAUCAGGGUGUGGGCACAGGCAGUUCGUCACUGUGGAAUUUGAUGGGCAAUGCCAUGGUGAUGACCCAGUAUGUUCGUCUUACCCCUGAUAUGCAAAGUAAACAGGGUGCCCUAUGGAACCGGGUGCCAUGUUUCCUGAGAGACUGGGAGUUACAGGUGCACUUCAAAAUUCAUGGACAAGGGAAGAAGAAUCUACAUGGGGAUGGCUUAGCAAUCUGGUACACCAAGGAACGGAUGCAGUCAGGGCCUGUGUUUGGAAACAUGGACAAGUUUGUGGGGCUGGGAGUAUUUGUAGACACCUAUCCCAAUGAGGAGAAGCAGCAAGAGGCCCAGAAGAGACGAUAUUCUCCAGGAGUCCAGCGGGUCUUCCCCUACAUUUCAGCCAUGGUGAACAAUGGUUCCCUCAGCUAUGAUCAUGAAAGGGAUGGGCGGCCUACAGAGUUGGGGGGCUGCACAGCCAUUGUCCGAAAUCUCCAUUAUGACACCUUCCUUGUGAUUCGCUAUGUCAAGAGGCAUUUGACGAUAAUGAUGGACAUUGAUGGCAAGCAUGAGUGGAGGGACUGCAUUGAGGUGCCUGGGGUCCGUCUGCCUCGUGGCUACUAUUUUGGUGCCUCCUCCAUCACUGGGGAUCUCUCUGAUAACCAUGACAUCAUUUCCUUGAAGUUGUUUGAGUUGACAGUGGAGAGAACCCCAGAAGAGGAGAAGCUGCAUCGAGAUGUGUUCUUGCCCUCAGUGGAUAACAUGAAGUUGCCUGAGAUGACAGCCCCACUGCCACCCCUGAGUGGGUUGGCCCUCUUCCUUAUUGUCUUUUUCUCGCUGGUAUUUUUUGUGUUUGCCAUUGUCAUUGGCAUCAUACUCUACAACAAAUGGCAGGACCAGAGCCGAAAGCGUUUCUACUGAAUCCUCUUGCUGCCACCACCUCUGCGACUGUGAACUAGGAAAUGUGGGAAGAGUGGGCACUGAUCUGAGCAUAUAGCUCAGGGUGUUCUCUGGUCUCAGCAGAUGGUCAGGACUCUGAUUUGUUACUAGAACUUUGAGUGCAUGGACACUACAUCCCCAAGGGGUCAUGUAACCCUGGUUUAGGAAGCCCACCCACUCCAAGGCAAUGCUGCUGUGAUGUGCCUUUCUCCACAGUCCUUCCACUUGGGAGACCAGAAGGAUGGUGAGAAUAUAUGCUGCUAUAAUGCCAAAAUCACAGAAAAGAAUUUCAUAGCCCAGGCUGCCUUGUUGUUGGACUCAAGAGGGCCCUUGCACUUGUUUUUAAGUCUGCAGAGAACAGAAAACUGAAGAUUCCUUGUAAUUCCAGCCAUCCUUUCACUGGUUUUGACUUUUUUGUCUAAAGCUUUGUCCACCUGAGAAGCUUUGCUUUGAUAUCUGAAUGAAAAUUUCCCUGCCCUGUGUAACUUUCAUCAUCUUCUCCAAAUGCAAGCUGAGCUGAAAAAGACGUUUGACUAUCUUCUGAUGGGACUUGGAGCUGCAGAACAUUUUAUAUUUUACUGAUGCUCAUUAUGUGGACAUAGGAAGUGGAUUUUCUGCUGUGGCUUACUACUCAGGCUCCCCUCCCCCCCUUUUUUUCCUUGUGUGGUUCUUGGUUCUCUUAGUGUAUGACCUUCCUGAUUAGGUUCCUACAGGUCCUCAGCCAACUUUGGCGGAAAGGUGGUGUGCAAAUCAAAAGAAGCUUGAGUGACUUUAUAGAUGCCAUGGGAUUAACUGUGAAACCGACCAGCCACAUUUGCCUCCUAAAACAUUUAUCAUGUGAUCUGACCAUGGAACUUACUGGACUCACUGGAUCCUGGUUAAUUGCGUGUUAAUUCAUUUAUUAUGAUUUUUUUUUUGGAAUCCCACUUUGAAUGUUCAAAAUGUAAGGAAGCUUUCUUCUUAUAGCCUGGGCUUGGAUACUCCCCAAAGAGGAAAUCUGACUUUUUCCUAAUAGAUAAAAAAUAGUUGUUGCUGUGCUUGUGUUAAAAUUUGGGAGACCCUCUUCACCUGUGCCUGGAAAGAAUUCAUUGUAAUUGAACAGCAGAACCUGAAUAUCAUCCUUUAUGGGCUAGCUUCAUAUCUUACACUGCCUUAUCUGACAGGAGGUCACAUGCUGCUCACCUGUCUGUCCAUGGUUAAAGGAGCUAGUAGGCUGCAAUCUCCCUGGAGGGCCUGGAACUCUGAAUUCUCUAGCCAUGUACAUUGGUAGCUUAAAGGAAAUUCUUAAAAUGACUGAUAGAAAUCAAA
Molecule: messenger RNA, 2432 nt
Organism: Erinaceus europaeus (western European hedgehog)
Lineage: Eukaryota; Metazoa; Chordata; Mammalia; Eulipotyphla; Erinaceidae
Gene: LMAN2L
Product: lectin, mannose binding 2 like
Exons: 9
Coding region: 24-1106 (360 amino acids)
Biological process (GO): endoplasmic reticulum organization; endoplasmic reticulum to Golgi vesicle-mediated transport; Golgi organization
Cellular component (GO): endoplasmic reticulum membrane; COPII-coated ER to Golgi transport vesicle; Golgi membrane
Molecular function (GO): D-mannose binding
Source: RefSeq, a predicted model, not a curated record